AUGCGACGCUGGGCGGUAGCACUCACUGGCCUCGCAGUCGGCGGCCUCGGUCUUGUAGCAGACGGCAGCACUGCAACACUUGGGCUGUGGCCGCAGCACACGGAUUCUAGAUUGUCGCUGUCAUUUGAUUCCAAUGACUCUUUAAUCGCUACAGCCACACAUGGAGGAUUCCUUGUCACUUAUAAUACGAAAGUCGAUGUCCAGUCAGAGAUCCAUUUGGAUCCUCUUCUUGAAUCAAUCGAGAUGAAAUGGAUUCCAGCGGCUGGCGUCCAGAGUUCGACAUUUGAUCGCUUCUGGGUCAAUUCGCUACGACUUGACGGAAUGAGUGUAGUGGGCAUACACUUGCAAGCUAAGCUGAGAUCCGGUACCAGUUGGAGCGCUAUUACUAACGAGCAUUACGAAAGAGUUGAGGAAAAUAUCCGCGGAAUUUUACACGCCACAUUUUCCUCGAUCGAGCUUCUUCCUGUUUUGUCGAAAGGAUUUUUGGCAAAGUCGCUGUGCAAUUUCCGCUCCUGGAGAACGAAAAAUCUGCUCCAGGAGCUUCUGCAAGAGUCUGUGACCGAUGCACCAACUCUUUGCUUCUCUUCAUCGUUUCCGUUGUCUCUCCACAACAAAAACUCAGCAUAUCCUGACAAAGUCAUACGUGAGGCCAACAAUAGCCUCGGUAGCUCACGGACGCCUGUUGAACGUGUAUUGCUUACCAUACAAAAGAUAAAGCAAGACAUUAACGCGGAUCAAUGCCCGUCCCGAUCGAUUGCGAUAAAGUUCGGCCGCAGCACAGCUUCCUCACAGAUGAUCGAGGCAGAGAUUUUGGAUGUUUGGGUAUCGCAAUCGUCCGAAGCUAAGGUACCUUGGAAGACCUUUACUCCAAUACGCAAGACUGAAAAUGGUAUCUUUGUAGCGACGUCCGUCAACCGUGAAAUGGGUAUCGACAGCCUCGAGUGCACUUGGGUCGGUACGAGUGGCAAGCUUGGCACGCCUAGUACUGCUCUAUCUGUGGUGGAAAUGCAAAUGCCAAAAAUGGCAGUGGCUGCCUCGCUGCAGACUACUAUUGAAGGAACUGGUUUUCACCGUCGGUAUGUGACGCAUGUGGAACUCCUUGACCAAAACACAUGCGGUACUGGCAGCUCCAACAAAACGAUCCUCAUGCGCGUGCCGAUUUCAAGCACCACAUAUGUCGACUUGGAUGAAAUACGGAGAAUGGAACGCUCUGGUGACCUCAAGCUUUUGUCCUUUGCGAAGCAUAUCGACAUUGAGCGGCCAUCACCGAUUUCGUCGCAACAUGUUGUUGGUCUUAUAUUUGCAAUGCCAUCAACUGGCCAAGUGCACAUCGAGUUCCCACUUCACUUUCGGUAUCAAGCUCCAUCCGAAAACAAAUUGUACCGUCAAGCGUCGGUCAUUGCUCCUGACGUAUUCAUGUUUUGCCCCAAAGAAGGCCAUUCAGUCAAAAGACAGCUGAAGUUGUCGGACAACGAUGCCACGCACAGCUACCUUCAUACGUGGGGGUUAAUGGGACAACCUGAUCCAGCAAUCGCCAACCACCACUGGCUGCAUUUGUCAACAAGUUCUCCACUUCCAAUUACGCAAGUGUCCAUCCCUGUCGGCUACCUGCCGUCCGAUCGGCUUGUGAGCUCCAUUACUCUGUUGUUCGCGAGUAUCGGUGCAGCGCUCCUCUGCUAUGUUUCAAUUGGCGCAAGUGCGCGAGCUCCGGACCACUUUGCGAGCAGCUGGAAGGGUAAAACCGACUGA
Molecule: messenger RNA, 1749 nt
Organism: Peronospora matthiolae
Lineage: Eukaryota; Oomycota; Peronosporomycetes; Peronosporales; Peronosporaceae
Source: the annotation of a GenBank genome assembly